Caenorhabditis angaria is the source of this 3728-nucleotide messenger RNA. The record is from the annotation of a GenBank genome assembly. Lineage: Eukaryota; Metazoa; Nematoda; Chromadorea; Rhabditida; Rhabditidae.
AUGUACAUCAAAUCCAUCGAACUUGAUGGUUUCAAAUCGUACGCAAAACGUCAAUUAAUCCAGGGAUUCCACAAACAGUUCAACGCAAUCACCGGUUAUAAUGGUUCGGGAAAAUCGAAUAUUUUGGACGGAAUUUGCUUUUUGUUGGGAUUAUCGAAAUUGGAGAAUAUCAGAGCUAGUAAGAAAGAUUUUCUUUGAAUGUCAAAAAUCGAAAUUUCAUGGGAAUUUUUGCAGAAAACAUGACAGAUUUGAUUUUCAAACAAGGUCAAGCUGGAGUCAAUAAAGCGGUAGUUACGAUAACUUUCGAUAAUUCUGACGAAUCAAAAAGUCCAAUUGGUAUGAAAGACACCAAGGAAAUCAUCAUCCGCCGGCAAAUUGUUGCAGCUGGAACCGGUCGAGGUGUUUCCAGCUCAUACACUUUGAAUGGAAUGCCAGCCACAAAUAAUCGGGUAGGAAACGUGGCAAAUUCAUUGAUAAUCAUCAGAAUUUCCUUUUUAGAUUCACGAUUUCUUCCGUGGAAUUGGAUUGAAUGUGAAUAAUCCGCAUUUUUUGAUUAUGCAAGGACGAAUUACAAAAGUUUUGAAUAUGAAACCGGAAGAGGUAAGUUUUUUUUUAAUUCUAGAUUAUCAGCAAAAUAAAAUUUUUCUAGAUUCUUGGAAUGAUCGAAGAAGCUGCUGGCACAAAAAUGUACGAUCAAAAGCGAAAAGAUACAGAAAAAACGAUCUCGCAAAAAGACAUGAAAUUGGAAGAAUGCCAGAAAAUCAUUGAGGAAUCUCUCGAUCCAAAAAUUGAAAAAAUGCGCGAAGAUCGCAAAAAUUUGAUUGAAAUCAAUCGUUUGAAAAAAACGAAAGAAGGAAUGCAAAGAAAAUUGGACGCCUAUGUUUAUUGGCAAAAUUUGAAGGGCGAAAAUGAGAAUCGAAAAUUGGGCGAAGAAACGAAGGCGAAAAUCGAGCAAAGUCGCGAGAGAAUUGAGGAAAUUGAGAAAUUGAUUGGGGAAAAAGAGAAAAUGUUGGAGGAUUUGGAGAAUCAUAAGGUUCGGCAGUUUUUUUGAGCCCAAAAUAAAAUUAACCUGAAUUUCAGAAUGAUCAAGACUCAAAUACAGAAUUGGAAGAAUCAUUGAAAGCAAAAACUGAAGAAAGAGUGAAUAAAGAAGUGGAAAGAGAUGAAAUUGCUGAACAUAUGAAACAAAUUGAAGAAGAUCGAAAAAGAAAGAAAAUAUCGAUUGAAAAGGUAGACAUUUUGAGAUUUUAAAUCAAAUAUAUAUUUCAUUAAAAAUCACGAAUUCUAGUUUUUUAAGCUGAAAUUCCACGUUUCCUCUUUUUUCCAGGAUCAAAAAUUGUUGGAAAAGAAGAAAAAAGAGCACGAAAAAAUCCUAUCCGACCACGAUUCCGUCGAUAAACAACAGAAAAAAGAUCAGGAAGACGCGCAAAAAUAUCGAUCCGAAAUCGAAGCAUUGACACGUGGCACAAUGGCUGAUGAGAAUGGAGAACAAGUUUCGAUUGAACAAAAAAUACAGGAGAGUCGAACGGAAACUGCCGAAUUGGAAGCGGCUAUUAAAACUGCGCAGAAUCGGUGAGCAUUUUGAGAAAUUCUGGAAAUUUUGAGCUAGAAAAAUCUGCUCAUAGUGAAAAUUGAAGAAAAUUCGAGCUAGAAAUCCAAAAAUUUAUGAAAAAUCCAAAUUUUCACUGAAAACAGCAUAUUUGGUAUCAAAAAAUUCCGAAAAUUUUGAAAAUUUUACCUGAAAAUUUCCAAUUUUGCAGCCAAACCCGACUUCGUCCACGAAUUCAAGAUCUCACAAAAAAUGUGGAUCGCCUCAAAAAACAAAACACCAGCGAAAUGUCGGACAUCAAAUCGCGAGAGCUCGAAGUGCAAAAAGCCACAGAACAACUCAAAAAAUUGAAAUUCGACGAGGAACACGAGGCUCAGAUCAAGGAUCGUGUUCAGAUUUUGCAGCGCGAAACACAGGAUUUGGAUCAAAGAUGUCAGAAAUUGAUUCGGACUGCGCAGUGAGUAUUCUGUUGUCAAAAAAUGUAGAAAACAAUUCCUGGGGACUUAGGAGGACAGAACUAGAUUUCAAAAUGGUUUUCAUGAAAAUCUGAUAUCACAGUGUUGUUCAGGAGGCUAGAUAACAUGUUUUUCUAAAUUUUGAAUUUAUCAGAUUGCUCAGAUUAGGAGCUGUAAUUCAUUAAAAAAUUCAAGAAUUGAAUUAAGGUUCUAUUGAAUUUUUAAAUCCUGAUCUGAGCAAUCUGAAAAUUUCAAACUUCAGAAAAACCUUCUGUACUUAUGUUAUCUUGUCUCCUGAACAACGCUGUGAUAUCAGAUUUUCAUGAAAAUCAUUUUGAAAUCCAGUUCUGACCUCCUAAAGUCCCCAUAACUCAUAUUAGGAAUUGUUUUCUACAGUUUUUGACAAUGGAAACUACUAGAUCUCGAUUUCAAGAUUCUUCAAAACAAUUCUGAUAUUUUCAGCAAAGGUCGUUACGAUUUCGUAUUUCGUGAUCCACCGAUUCCAAAUUUCGAUAGAGCUCGAGAUGUUCGGGGUACGGUAGCCACGUUGUUCAAGGUCAAACCAAGUGAGGAGAAGUAUAAUUUUGCGGUGGAAAUUGCGUGUGGAAAUUUUGUGAGUUUUAUUUUUUUUUGCUCAAAAAAUAUGCUCGAAAACUGAUUUUCUGAUAGUAAAAUUUUCAGAAUCGCUUGAUUUUUGAGAAAAAUUGAAUUUUUUACUGAAAACUAGCAUAUUUGGUAUCAAAAUUCUUCAAAUUCCAUGAAACUUUCAAAAUUUCAGCCUCUGAAACUGUAUUUUCCAGCUCCAACAAGUUGUUGUCUCAAAUCAAAACAUUGCGCGAAGUAUGGUUGAACAUCGAGUUUUUGUCAAUCGAAAAACGUUGAUGCCAAUUGCGGAAACCCGGAAAAAAUCGCCACAUUGGCAAGCGAGACUCGAAUCCAAUCGAUUUCAACACGCCAAGCAGAUUGUGAGUUUUUUUAGGGUUAACUUUGAUGAAAUUGGUGAAUUUUGAGCCCGGAAUUAAGCUGUAUUUAAAAUUGGGCUCAAAAUGAACCAAAAUUCAUGUUUUAUGACCGAAACCCCCUUAUUUUUGAGCUGAAAAUGACCUGAAAUUAAUUUCAGGCCGACAAACAUAAAGAAGAAGUGAAACAUAUGAUUGAUUUGAUCGAUUUUCCGCCAGAAUUGACGAUUAUCAUGGAGAAUUUGUUUGGAAGCGUGAGUUAUGACGUGGCAAUGCACACAAUUUCGAUUUUUUGCAGAUUCUCGUCACCACCUCGUUGACAUGUGCCAAAGAAAUUGCCUAUCAUCCAAAGAUUCGAACUCGAGUGGUUACUGAAAGAGGUACGGUGUUUUUUUUUGGCUGAAAAUUUCAGAUUUUUGGUGGAUUUUAGCCUAACUAGGGAGCUGAAAUUGAGAUUUUUUAUAAGUUGUUUAGUAGACUUUGAUGUGCUGAUCACGAUUUUGUUGUUGAAAACUGUAGAAAAUAAUUUCUAGAAUGAGUUAUGACGUGUUAAAAUUUGGAUUAAAAUGAGCAAUGCUCGAAUUCUUACAAAAAUCUAGAAUUUUCCGGUUAACAUGAGCAAUGUCCCACUUUUCCAAUAAACUAGAAUUUUCCGAAAAUUCUGAAUUUUCUGGUUAACAUGAGCAAUGCUCAACUUUUUGGAAUUUUUCUGAACAUGUUGAAAUAGAGAUUCAAGUGUAAUAUUUAUUAGUUUCAACGAAUUAA